UUUGUUGUUCAAUUGAAAGUUGUUGUGAUUAGCUUCGAAUUGGGGAUGUAACAUCCUCCUUUGUCGAACAAAGGGAGGAGAAAGUCGCCGAAACAGUGAUCUCAUAUUUGUAUCAACUCAACUGCCACACCUCUUCUUUUCUCUUCUCUUCACUCACUUCACUUUACUAUCACGAUGUCUACUAACACAACAAUCAACCUCGCUCUUUCAUCUCCUUUCCACUUCCUCCCCAUUUCAACAAUCACUAUCCUCAUCAUCCUCUCAACAUAUCUUCUCUUAGUUCAUUUCCUCAGAUUUUCAAGACGAGAUUCAAUGAUUAGGAAAUUUGGAUAUACAAACAGAGAAUCUUUCAACGAUAUGACGAAUACGGAUGCGCAGAAGAUUAUUAUUCAUUUGGGAGAAUUGGAAUUUCCGAGCCUUUAUAAGAUGAGCAUGCAGUUUGGUCUUUUUAAGGUAUGAUGGAUUUUUAGUUGUCCGGUGAUAUGGAUUUGUUUUGAAUUUUGAGCCUCAUUUCGUCUCGAAAUAUGAUUUAUAUCGGAAACUAUAAACUCGCCAUCUUUUUAAGUUGUCAUGAAUACUCUCCUACCGUUCAUAGCCUCUUUCUCGAGAAUAGACUAACCCCUCCCCAGACCUAUGGAAUCCCCGCAAUCUCCAAACUCCUCGUCGACACCAAACAAUUCAGCUCCAAAGAAACAGCCAGCAAACGUUUUGCCGACACGGGUAUCCUAAUUGGAGAAUUUUCCUCUCAUCCUCCUCUUCAUCCACGCGUUCUAAAGGCUAUUUCCCGCAUGAAUUAUCUUCAUUCCGGAUAUCAAAAAGCGGGCAAAAUCUCCAACGAUGAUUUACUCUAUACAUUAAGUGUUUUCAUCACAGAACCCAUAAAUUGGGUUAAUAAGUAUGAAUGGAGAGAGUUCAAUGAUAUGGAAAUAUGUGCAAUCUCUACUUUCUGGAAAGGAAUAGGCGAUGCGAUGGAAAUUUCCUAUCAUGUACUUCCCCGAUUCAACAAGUGGAAAGACGGAAUAGAAUUCUACGAAGACAUUAGAGACUGGGCGCAAGAAUACAGGGAAAAAUUUAUGCUCCCAAAUCCAUAUAACAAGAAAACAGCAGAUCAACUCGUCCCACUCCUCCUAUUCCUUGUCCCAAAAUGGGCACUCCCAUUUGCGAAUGAUGGGGUGGGAGUACUAAUGGGUCCGCGUCUGAGAAAAGCCAUGAUGUACCCCGAACCUUCGCCUCUCCAUCAAUUCCUCAUUCUCUCACUCCUCAAAACUCGCCAAUUCUUCCUCCGCUACCUCUCACUCCCUCGCCCGGAAUUCAUGCGCGUGAGAGAAAUAAGUCCAACUGAUGAUAAAGGUAUAAACGAGAGAUUCCACUCGUCAAAUUAUUUGGUCCAUCCGUAUUAUCAAAAUCCGGGUUGGUGGAAUAGAUGGGGUCCUAUGGCGAUUUUUACGAGGAUUAUGGGGGGUUAUGUCCCCGAUGGGAGGGAGGAGUGGAAGGCAAAGGGGUAUAGGUUUGAGGAGGUGGGACCGAGGGAGAGGGAAUGUAAGGGUUUGGAGGAGAUGAGGGGGAUGGAGGAGAGGCUUGAGAGGGAGAGGAGUGGAGGUUGUUUGUUUGCUUUUGGUGGGGGUGAGAAGUGAAGUGGGGGAGAUAAGGAUGGAUAGGUAGGAUUGAGGAGUCCAGCUGGAAAUUGUGAAUUGGAGUUGUAGUUGGAGGCUGAGUUUAAAAGUUUUGUGGACAGUGAAAAGUAAAUAAUGGUUGGUUCACUAACUCAUCUUGCUCAAUGGAUUUUAUGAUGUAUGAUAGGUAUUUAUAGAUAUAAAAUAUGAAAAUAUGAAAUCGAUG
Molecule: messenger RNA, 1839 nt
Organism: Sclerotinia trifoliorum
Lineage: Eukaryota; Fungi; Ascomycota; Leotiomycetes; Helotiales; Sclerotiniaceae
Source: the annotation of a GenBank genome assembly